AUGAAAAAGCCCGAGAAAAACAGCGCGCUCUGUCCCCGCAGGAUGUCGGUGGGCUCGAGCGAGGCGCAGGCCCAGGAAAUACAGCGGAUGUGCCGGUAUUUCGAGGAAAGGCCUGCCCUGGUAGAGCAGAUCCGUGCGGAAGUAGAUGCGCUCUCCAUCGAUCCGGGCAUCAAGAAGAGCUGCACCAGGCAAAGCCACCGGCUACAAAGCGGCAGCGAGUGCAGGACCUGCCAGGAGGCGGAGGACAACCGAAAGCUCCGGAGCAUUCACAGAUUCCAGGCCGACCACAAAGAAAUUGAAAGCAUAACAGAUAAAUGGAGGGAUGUUCUUCUGUGCGGGUUUAACGACUUGGUAAAGUACAUGGGGUGCGAGCCUAUUUCCGCAUACAACGCGUACAGCCUGGGCUCCAUCCACAUAGCAAAGGAGGAGCUGGACAUAUACGAGCCAAGCGAAAGCGAGCCCUCCCUUGAGUCGUGCGACUAG
Molecule: messenger RNA, 483 nt
Organism: Nematocida major
Lineage: Eukaryota; Fungi; Microsporidia
Exons: 1
Coding region: 1-483 (160 amino acids)
Source: RefSeq, a predicted model, not a curated record